Molecule: messenger RNA, 336 nt
Organism: Peronospora belbahrii
Lineage: Eukaryota; Oomycota; Peronosporomycetes; Peronosporales; Peronosporaceae
Source: the annotation of a GenBank genome assembly
AUGACUCUACAUGUGGCUAAGGAGAAACAUGCGCAGAUUCUGUUUUACGCGAGUGCGAACGCAUGUUAUGCCGAAAAGUUGGCCAAUCAAAAUCAUGCGCUUAAGGUUCUGUCCGCCGAGUCGCUACACGGCAAAAAUUGUAAUCAACCGGGACCUGACGUCGUCAGGACACACGUGCCACGUGUGUGGCAUGUUCACUUUAAACCACGAGAUGACAAUGAAAUGGGAUUUGCUAACCAGAGAAUUGAAGGUUUUAUGACGCGACGGUCGUGUGAGAAUCUAAUCAUAAAUGUACAGUAUACGGUGUGGGAAGAGCUGUACCCUUCUAUUCAUUAA